UGAGGCCGCGCAUGCGCAGCAGCUACACAGCCUGACAGCGGAUCCAGUGCAGCAUUCCCGUUUCCAAACGCACAGGAGCGCCGCUUUUUCCAUCGCGCUGCCCCAUCCAGACGUUCACACCGGUGGGAACACGCUGUUAAAAAACAAGCCCUCAAACAUGUCUGUGAGUAAUGACUUUGGAAACCCUUUAAGGAAAUUCAAACUCGUCUUUCUUGGAGAGCAAAGCGUGGGGAAGACUUCCCUGAUCACACGCUUCAUGUACGACAGCUUUGACAACACGUAUCAGGCAACAAUUGGAAUCGACUUCCUGUCAAAAACCAUGUAUUUGGAGGACAGAACGGUUCGGUUACAGUUAUGGGACACGGCAGGCCAGGAACGUUUCAGGAGCCUCAUUCCGAGCUAUAUAAGAGACUCCACCGUAGCUGUGGUGGUGUAUGACAUCACAAAUGUGAAUUCAUUCCAGCAAACUUCCAAAUGGAUCGAUGAUGUGAGAACGGAGAGAGGAAGUGAUGUCAUCAUCAUGCUGGUUGGCAAUAAAACCGAUCUGGCAGAUAAGAGGCAAAUCACGAUUGAAGAAGGCGAGCAGCGGGCCAAGGAGCUGAGUGUGAUGUUUAUCGAGACCAGUGCCAAGACAGGCUACAAUGUGAAACAGCUGUUUCGACGUGUGGCAGCUGCUCUUCCAGGAAUGGAGAGCAUGCAGGAGACAAGCAAAGAAGGCAUGAUUGACAUUAAAUUGGACAAACCACAGGAGCCUCCAACUACCGAGGGCGGAUGUUCCUGUUAAUCGCUCACAUCUGAUUUACAGCAUCAUCUACACCACAUGCUUGUUGUGUUGCUUCCUCUUGGUUAGCCUCCAGUUGUGCUUUCAGAUUGGAUAUUUGGCCUUCCCAUCUGACUUUAGUAACUGGUUGGAAUCAGUGUUACAUCAAUUUCAAUUGUAAAAUAGUAUACUUUAGUUACAAAAUUGCCAAAAAUCCUAAAAAUUCGAAAAGUAAAGGGCAAGAAUCAACAAAAAUGUAGACUAUGUCCAACAUUAUACUUUUUGAAAAUGUAGAGAGUUAGAUUCUUUUCUUUGUUUUGUAUUUUUGUAUACAAGGAUGAGCACUGAAACAGAUGCAUACAGAAAAAAUUCUAUAAUUUUGCCAUAAAAUAAGCAGGAUUUCAAAGGAAAGAGGGCAAUCCAAACAACUAAUAACCCACAGAAUAUGGAAAACAUGCAUGUUAGCCAUUUUAAAAAGUAUCAUCUCAAUCCUGCUGUCUACUGUGCACAAGAUUAUGUGAAUCUCGAUGCAUUUCAUGAAAUCAACUUAUUUUAGCCUUUUUUUCUUGCUGUGACAAAACUUGAAAUUUUAAGUUCGUGUAAAUGUGUCAUUUCAGAUCCCUUAAAACCUUUCCAAAUUAUGUGUGAUUUUUUUGCUAUGUUUAUGUACAGUUUGUGUCCUAAUUACACGGUUUAUUGAAUGUUUACAACAUAUUUUUUCUUUAGAAUUUCCUGUUCGGAAUGAAAGCAAACAGCUUGUGCAAACAACCUGAUAUCAAGAGAGGUGGAAUGUUUCUUAUUCUUUAAGUAAAUUAGCUCAUUUAGUGUAUUGCAGAUAGUCGGAAGACUAAAAACAUGACAGAAGCAAAUCAUGCAUCUAAACUAGGCCAUUCAUUUUUCAUUGAUUAGAAUAAUUCAUUUGCACGCUAGCAGUUUCCACACUGAUUCAUCAAACAGUCCAGUUCUAUUGUAAAUAUAUCAGCUGUCGUUUUCAAACAGGCUUUAAUAUCAGAAAUGCAAAGAUAGGACAUUCCUUCAAAAAAUAACUGUAGUUCACUUUUAAGAAUUAGCAUUAUGCAGCAUUAUAGUGUUUGCCUUGUGUAGGAACCCACUCAUGUCCACAGCUGCUCUUUGGGCCAGUAAAUUGUAGUGAACUGACCAGGGGGACACAGAUUGUGUAGUAUAUUAAUUUAUCUGAAAUGUAUUUAGUGUGAAUCCUUAAUGCACUUUUUCAAGAAAGGAAGAUGUAAAUGUUUCAAAAUUGCUGUCAAACGUCUCUGUCCUUGAAACCACUUUAGAGUUCAAACUGUAGCGUUCUUCUCUUGUGAAAGUCUCCCGAGGGUCGCUGUACAGAUAAAUUAUUUGUAAAGUUGCUUCACAUAACCCAGAUACGAGUCGCGACUAGCUAUUUGUGACGUCAAGGAAUUGUGAGUAGGAACACAUGACGUUAGCGCCCCCAAAAUGUAGAAAUGCCACAAUUUUCUUACUAAAUCCAGCAGAUUUUAGUUGGAAUGGAAGGUAAACUCCACUGAAUUGCAGCACAGUUUAACCCUUUUGCUUUCUAUUUUUGGAUCGUUUGAAACAUUAAAGGGAAAAUGAGAUCUGUCUGUGCCAAUGCUUACUCACAUCACCCAGAGCUUCGGAAAAAAGAUGUCACUUAACGGAAGCUGGAUGGGGUUAUUUAUUGGUUUUGUUUACAUUUCGUUUUCUGUCUUCUGAAAAGAGGUUCUCAUUUGAAUUUAAUAGGGUGCAGAUGUAUGAAAUCAUAUAGUCAGUGUACCUGUACUACCGGAAGUCAUUGUGAUUGACACCACGCUACAUCAGCCUUGGGUGAAUGUCUGUGCGUGAAUUAUGCUUUUAAGGGUGCAGCCAUUCCCUGUGUAUAUGUUUUAGCUCAGCGGAGCCAGCCUGAUUGAUUCAGAGCUAGCUUUACCAUUCACACUGUAUAGAAGUCUAGCAUGUUGGUCCAAAUCAGUAAAAUCAAUAAAAGUGUCUUAUUACCAAAAAAAAAA
Carassius auratus (goldfish) is the source of this 2772-nucleotide messenger RNA. It is a transcript of the gene rab6ba, whose product is annotated as RAB6B, member RAS oncogene family a. The coding region runs from base 158 to 784 and encodes 208 amino acids. NCBI's taxonomy places the organism in Eukaryota, Metazoa, Chordata, Actinopteri, Cypriniformes, Cyprinidae. The record is from RefSeq and is a predicted model, not a curated record. The transcript is spliced from 8 exons. Gene Ontology annotation, molecular function: GTP binding; GTPase activity.